Echinostoma caproni is the source of this 3939-nucleotide messenger RNA. The record is from the annotation of a GenBank genome assembly. Lineage: Eukaryota; Metazoa; Platyhelminthes; Trematoda; Plagiorchiida; Echinostomatidae.
AUGCCUCUCCACCGUCGUUCCGGGAUACUCCUCUGGUUGAACCUUCUGAUCGUAAUCGUUCAAUGCGAUCAGACUCCACCUCCACCGGCUGAAGUCUUUUGUGUGGAUCGGGAUUGCGACAAAAGCAUCGCUCAAGUUCGCAUGGUAAAAGAUUUUUCGGCUGACGGAAAGUUACUUGUCUCGCGAGAUACCGUAGUUGAUAUGGUAGCCAAAAGUGCCUUGACGGAAGACUCGCGAGUAAAAAUACUACAUAACGGGCGCACUCACUACGUGGAUGCAACCUUUGUACAGGAAAUACAAAAUCUCGAGCCAAAUAAUUUCAAGCGUUUUAGUAAUCGUGAUGCCAAGUCGUUUGACGGAAACCAGACACCUAGAACGUUGUCACAUGUGGAAACUAACUCUGUACCUGUGGAGUCGGAGGAAGUGAUGCAGAAGACAAAUACUUUUAUGGAAAAAGGAACUUCGGAAUCAAUAACAAAUACUGCUCAAGAACCUAAAAUCAUAUCCUUAAACGAUUCAUCUGAAAAUAAUGUCAGCACCGAGAAAAUAACCAGUUCAAACGCGUCCCAGACAGAUCCCAUUAAAGUUAAUCAUCUAACGUCGAUUGCAGAUGGUAAAGCAGGAAAGAUCAUAUCUGAAGAGCUUGUUCAAAAAACUGAUUUUACGAUUGAGAACGUCAGUGCUAUGCCGGAGCAGCCAUCGCAAGCUUCAGUCACGACCCCAGGUGCCUCUGUUUCUACUCCGUCAGCAGAUCCGAAUAUGGGAUCCCAUCACUUAAUUAGUAAUGUAGUUAACGCCUCGGAAUCGGAAGUCGCAUCGAAUGUGGCGAAUGAUGAAACCAAAGAACCUCCGGCCAGUUUCACAUAUACCGCGGAAUAUGCACAUGAAAAGAAUGCUAUUGUGGACAGCGGAUCUGUAGGUGAAGAUAUAGGCGUGCAUAAUUCUGUUCGUCAAGAGGAAAAGUCUCCAGAUACAAGUCUUUUAAAAGAGGAAUCCAAUACCACUUUAGAGAUGAGUGAUAACUCUGCUUUCUCCGAACCGAAUUCGCCGCUACAACUACCCUCAUCGACAGAAGCGAUGUCCGAUACCGGUGCUCUUCAAAAUAGUUCUGACACCGAAUUUAACAAAUCGGAACCUGCCAGAGGCGACAUCUCUUCCAAGGUCGAGCUCGACGACAUUGACUCCCCGCAGAAAAUAGACAACCUACCGACCAUUGAACCAGAUUCCUUGUCUCCAUCACACUCGGUCGACAAACCUGACACGUCUCCAGACGAUCAACCUCCAUCUGAGCGAUCGACGAAAGAGACGUCUUCAAUGGAAAACGACCACAUUUCUUCAAGACAAAGUAAUAUUGAACAGAAGUCAUCUCAAGGCGAGUCGCCAGAAUCUGGAGAGUUAAAAACCGAACAGUCACAAAUGCCACCUAUGCAGUCUAUCUCUGUCGAAUCAGACAGGGUGACCUCUUUGCAAGAACAGACCAUAAGUGAAGAAGAUAAAAAUGUCCCCGAGAAGAUUACCAUCGACUCCUAUUUACCAAACUCGCAUGAAGAUGCACGUAAAAGUCAAGAGAAUUUGCACCACAGUGGUGAAUCCGUUUCAUCUGCAAACGUACAUUCCAAACGGAGUUCAGAUCGAGAUGAAUCUAUCGUUGGCGAGUCAGCAGGUGCUCAUACUCACAUACCCUCGACAGAACCAAGCGUUCUUCAGCAGCCACAGGAAACAGACUUUGCCAAAGAUAUUCGUGAUUCUAAAGCAGAUCCGAAUUUACCGAUUGUGGUCGUUAGUAAUGAUAACUACCCUCGUUUUCCCAGCCUUCUGCAAUGUAUAGUCUGGGCUGCAAAUGGAACACGUGAUCGAUCUGGUGUGCACAAGUCUGGCGCACCUUUAGCUCGUCUCAUGAUCAAACUGCACGACCUGGCGGAACUUUUGGUGUCCUAUUUACCUUCACCAAUGCGGUUUAUAACAGAAAAAUUCACAAAUAUGAUAGAUCUUCCACUAGAUUUUGUUGCUAUGUGGCUUAUUGUUGCUGUAAGCUUAUUUGUCGCAAAGAGCAUCGCUUCUGUUUUGUUUGGAUUAGCUAGACCGCGCGAUACUACAAAGCUAGAAUAUUUCAAGGCGAAGGAGCAAGUGUUACAGUUGUCCAGCCGUCUCUCGGACCAAGAGGAAGCGAACACUCAGUUGACCAAAUUAACAGCACAGUUGACUGACAAACUGCAAAAUAUCCAAUCGGAACAUAGCGGAAAAGUCGUGAGUUUGCAAAAGUUGGUGGACUCCUCCAAAACAGAUCUGUUUGCUGUAGAAAAACAGUUAGCUGAAACACUCGAAAAAUGCAACAUCUUGGAGCAGGAAUUUCAAUCACGACUGGCUGAAAAAGAGCAAAACUUACUAACGCUUGAUUCGGAACUUUGUCAGCUAAACGAAGAACGUCUAGCCGUCGAAGAGCAGUGGAAGACAAAGCUUACCGAGCUGAAUGAGUCACAUCAGAAAGCAAUGGAGGAUGCUAAACGAGAGCACGAAGAUCUGUAUCACCAAGCCGUGGAUUACUAUAACCGCAUGAAAGCUAUGCAACCAGAGAUGGACAAAUUGAUAGAGGCUCGAAAGCAAGCGGAGGAUAAAGUUGCCGCAUUGCAGACGGAACUAGACAGUUUGCGUACCACAUUUACCACCCUCAAGAGCUUCGAGUUAGCACUGGAACAGGAGACGCAACUGAUUAAUAAAAAAUCCAAAAAUUGUGUCGAACAAUCUGACUACAUGUUGAUCGAACGAUCCGGAGAAAGCGAUGUAGAUUCUAAUAAAAAUGAUCAUGAUACGGUUGACGAAAUGGGUACCAAACGCUCCCGUUCAGGAUCCACGGAAUCAGGUGGCUCUGGAAAUAAUGAAGUUUCUGAAGAAAGUGAACACCAUGAGUCAAAAUUACGAGCUAAUUUGUCACUUUUCUUAGAUGUUGGUCGAUUACAAGCCGAGUUGACUGCUGCUCAGAGUCGAAUCAAGGGUGAAGAGGCUCGAGCUGAAUGUGAACAUGAGCUGCGCAUAAAAUUGGAAGAAAAAGUAGAGCAAAUCGAACGAGAAAACUCUACUCUUCGAACACAGUGUAGUCAAGCAGAAGAAGAGAAGUCGGCAGCACAGACACGACUAGAUAUUUUGUCGGCUUACUUCAAAGAACGUGAGUUAGAAUUACAACGAGAUCUGGGCAAGCAUGUUGUAGUUGGGUCUGAAUCAUCUGACGCCAUAAAUAGCCUUCGGAAGAGAAAUAAAGAACUGGAGGCGGAGCUGAAAUCAUUGCGUGAACAGGUAAACUCAAUGCGCCGGGAACUGAGUGAAACGGAGCGCAUUAAUCGUCGCCAAAUUUCUGAAUUAGAUAAGAGAUCUCACGAAAACUGGUUGGCAGCUCGGGCUGCCGAUCAUCAAGUCAAAGAGCUUCGCGAUGAAAAUACACUACUUCGGCAAAAGCUGCUUGACGCCGAGCGAGCCAUUCUUCCUCCCGCCCUGAGAACACAACAAAUGAAUCAAGCAAGGCUUUCUUUUCCUGCGGGGCAAUUGCCACCCGGAGUUGCUCCCCGUCCCACACUUCGAAGUUCGUUCACACCUAGCUCCGGGCGCCUUGAGAAACGCUCUUUGUCUGGUCAGUCACUAACGAGUUUGUCCUCGCAGACUUCCAUGUCUCGUCCGGAGGUUUCAAAUCUUCCGUUCCCGGUUCCACCACCUCCUCCUCCACCACCAAUUAUAAUGCCUCGAAACAUGUCACCCGGUGGAAUGCAAUCAUCUGUCCCGCCUUUCAUCCCUGGGCUGUCACCUAGCCGGCUCCCAUUUCCGCAUGGUUUCCCACCACCCCCACCUCCUCCUCCUCCUCCACUUCUGCCUUUACCAGGUAACCUUCAACCUCAGUUAAGUCCUAGUUCUUCAGCUGUUGAUUCAUCAGUCAGUCGGGCACCCUCGUGA